This is a messenger RNA of Lobosporangium transversale, 1243 nucleotides long. RefSeq names its product cupin-like domain-domain-containing protein. The coding region runs from base 20 to 1234 and encodes 404 amino acids. The transcript is spliced from 4 exons. Lineage: Eukaryota; Fungi; Mortierellomycota; Mortierellomycetes; Mortierellales; Mortierellaceae. The record is from RefSeq and is a predicted model, not a curated record. Gene Ontology annotation, molecular function: 2-oxoglutarate-dependent dioxygenase activity.
CGGAUGUCCAAGCUGCACAAUGGCGACUCUGACGACCAAUAACAAGAUCAAGGAUCUCUCCGCAGUCAAGAUUCAACUUGAGAAAGAGAUCUGUUCAUUGAUUUCAGACGUACAAGAGCUCAACUUGUCCGUCAUUGAAAGGGUAGAGCUCCCUACACCCCUGGAGUUCCAUCGCUACGUUGCUGCAAACCGCCCCGUCAUCAUCACUCUCCCUCCCUCCACAACCACUAUCUCUGAAUCUUCUCAACAUGUCGAACUUACAGAAGAAGGGAAACAAUGGCUUUGGCCAGCCUUCGCAAAAUGGACCAACGAGUACCUGUCCCACACCUUAGGAUCCAAGGAAAUUACUGUUGCCUGUACACCUAAUGGCUGGGCGGACGCUGUGGUGGAUGAUUUAUAUUUUGCAAUGCCCUGCGAGAAAAAAAUGUCUUUUGAGCAGUUCUUGGAUAGAAUGCCAGUUCGUACAAAAAAACCAAAGAACCCAAGCGAUUUAACUAGCCAAAUGACAGGGAGUAAAAGUAAUGACUUUGUAAAAGAUAACUCAUGCGGGGUCGUUGAUCCAUAUCAGGAAGUGCACUAUAUUCAAUUGCAGAAUGGCAAUCUGAUGGCGGAGUAUCAAGAGCUACUGGGAGAUAUUCCUAGUGACAUUCCAUUUGCAAGCGAAGCCCUUGGCAAGAAACCAGAUGCCGUCAACUUCUGGUAUGGAGAUGAACGAAGUAUUACCUCGCUUCAUAAAGACCAUUACGAAAAUAUCUAUGCUGUUAUCACCGGAAAAAAAGUCUUCACGCUAAUACCACCAUCAGAACAGUAUUGUCUACAUGAAAAACAUUAUGUUGCUGCGACAUAUACUGAUGUCAAGGAUUCAAAUAUGUCAGCGUCAUCCUCAGCCGUCCCUACAAACUCACCGCGGUAUAAACUGGAGCCUUUGGAGCCCUCAACUUACACGAAAUGGAUUGCUCUUAACCCAUCACACGAACCGAAAGAAGAGCUUUUUUCAAAAUACCCUCGUUUCCGCUUCUGCCAACCCUUCAAAGUAGAGAUUAAUCCAGGAGAACUGCUAUACUUGCCAGCAAUGUGGUACCAUCAGGUAGAACAAGAGUCCGAUCACGAAGGCAAAUGCAUCGCAGUAAACUGGUGGUACGAUAUGGGCUUUGAAGGGGACAGAUUCGCCACAGCAACUUUUAUCUCGAAACUUGUUCAACUAGUAGAUCAAAUAGAAGACAAAUUCUCAUAGGAAAAAAAU